CGCGCGGCAGCAUGGAGGAGCUGAGCAGCGUGGGCGAGCAGGUCUUCGCCGCCGAGUGCAUCCUGAGCAAGCGGCUCCGCAAGGGCAAGCUCGAGUACCUGGUCAAGUGGCGCGGCUGGUCCUCCAAACACAACAGCUGGGAGCCAGAGGAGAAUAUCCUGGACCCGAGGCUGCUCCUGGCCUUCCAGAAGAAGGAACACGAGAAGGAAGUACAGAACCGGAAGCGAGGCAAGCGGCCCAGGGGCAGGCCCCGGAAGCACACGGUCAUGUCCUGCAGCCGGCACUCCAAGCUCAAGGAACCAGACGCGCCUUCCAAGUCCAGCAGCUCCUCAUCUUCCUCCACAUCUUCCUCCACUUCCUCGGACGAAGAGGAGGACAGCGACUUAGACGCCAAGAGGGGUUCCCGGGGCCGCGAGACCCACCCAGUGCCUCAGAAGAAGGCCCAGAUCUUGGUGGCCAAGCCUGAGUUGAAGGACCCCAUCCGGAAGAAACGAGGCCGCAAGCCCCUGCCGCCGGAGCAGAAGGCGGCCCGGAGGCCCGUGAACCUGGCCAAGGUGCUGAAAACCGCCCGAAAGGACCUGGGCACGGCGGCCGGCAAGCUGCCCCCUCCGCUCAGCGCACCCGUGGCGGGCCUCGCAGCCCUGAAGGCCCAUGCCAAGGAGGCGUGCGGCGGCCCCGGCACCAUGGCCAGCCCGGAGAACCUGGCCAGCCUGAUGAAGGGCAUGGCCGGCAGCCCCAGCCGCGGUGGCCUCAGCUGGCAGAGCUCCAUCGUGCACUACAUGAAUCGAAUGAGCCAGAGCCAGGCCCAGGCCGCCAGCAGAUUGGCACUCAAAGCCCAGGCCGCCAGCAAGUGUGGCCUCGGGCUGGACCUCAAGGUGCGGACGCAGAAGGGGGAGCUGGGGAUGAGCCCCCCCGGAAGCAAAGCCCCAAAAGCCCCCAGCAGCGGGACUGCAGAGCCGAAAGGGGGCAGUGCAGGGGGCCCCCCCUACGUCCACGGCACCGGCAAGGCUGCCGCCGGGUGCCUGGGCCCCCAGCCCACGGCCGCGCAGGAGCUGAGCCUCCAGGCCUUGGACUUACAGAGUGUCAAAAAUGGCACACCAGGGGCAGGCGCGACCGCCCGCCAUGCCGCGGCCGCCAAGGGCAUCACUGCCGCCAACCCAGCCACUGGGAAGGGCGCCGGGAGCGUCCCCACCGCGGGGAGCGGGACCGGUGUGUUCUCCGACCCCAGCAAGAGCGAGAAGCUGGCUUCUAGGGGAGCCACGCUGACUGCCCCCACAGGCAAGAGGGACUGCGUCAAGGGCAGCGCGGCCCCUGGGGGGCAGGAGGGCAGCGCAGCCCCCGGGGACGUGCGCAGGACGGCCUUGCCGUCGGAGGUGAGCACUGAGGAGGAAAACAGCAGCUCCGACCCCGACCCCGACCCCGCCUCCCCGCCCAGCGCCGGACAAAACCUGUCUGUGUCUGUGCAGACCAGCCAGGACUGGAAGCCCCCCCGCAGCCUCAUCGAGCACGUCUUCGUCACUGACGUCACCGCCAACCUCGUCACGGUCACGGUGAAGGAGUCCCCCACCAGCGUGGGCUUCUUCAACCUGAGACAUUACUGACGCCCGCGGCCGCCUGGCUGCCCGCGCUUGGCCUCUGGUUUCGCGCUGGUAACUGCCCUGCGCCCUGGGCCCGCUCCGGGUUUGCGGCAGCCCCCUGCAGGGGCGGGCUCGGAGGGGAUGCCCCCAGGCCCCGCCUGGGCUCCAGGCAGGGUCGUACCUUGAUGCCUUGCCAAGGUGGCCUUGCCCUCGUUCCUACCUCUGGGCCUUUGCUUCGCUUCCCACGCACCUCAGGAAGUCUGCCUCUCCCGCCUCCGGCUCACUGUUUCUCACGCGUCCCCUGCUGGAUGUUUGAACUGCCCUCCCUCCCGGGCGCGUGAUGACGGAAUGUGGUCCACUCUCUUCUGGGUUUCCCAGGGACACAGCUGUUGGAGGGAACGCGUCUGGGGGAGGCGGGGGGGUGGGGAGGUCAGGCCUUGACGGACAGCGUGCGGGCUCAGCUAGGUUUUUAGGAGAUGGGCCAGGUAAGGGACCUCACAGUCAGGCCCCCCCCUCAGUGCCUGAGCUGCCAAGGACUAGGGGUCUGUACGCCUCCCCAUCCCCACCCCCACACCGACAGCUGAGGGCUGUGGCCUGAAUGUAGGACAGGCGCUGGCUGUAGCCAUGCUCGGGACCCUCGCAGACCUCUGUUGGUGCCCUGUAACCCUGGUUCAGGUUAACAACUGCAGCGCCAGAAUGUCCUAGAAGCCAGCAUGAACCGGGAGAGGCUGGGCCCACAGCUGCUUCAUCUAAAGCCUCCAUGUUUGGGGGAAGCAGAAGCAGAAGGGUGUCCCCGUGGCCGCCCUCCUUCCUGCCGUGGCGUGCCAGGACAGGGGAUCCCGCGGACGGCCCCCGAGGAGCCCCAGGAAGGUGGGAGCGUCCCCAGGUGCUCAGCCCAGCUCCCACCCUUGGCCACCUCUCCCUGACAAUCCCUCCCGCCUUUGGGGGUUCCGUGCGCUCCCUCUCAGCUGCAAGGCUGUGUCCUCUGACCAUUUGGAAGUGGGGCACAAUCUGGAAGGGCCCCCAGGAAAGGGCAGAUCUGCCCGCCCCCAGACAGCUGAGGCUGGGAGCUGCCUUGUGUGGCUUUGGCGGAAAGGCAGGUCAAGGAGUGGGGACAUUGUGAUGCCAAAAGUGGGGGAGGUGUGGGUCCCCUGCCUCGGCGACCACCAGCUAGCAGGUGUGGGCACUCCCUCUGUCCUGUUGCCUUGAUCACAGGGGAGCCCGACACAGUGGGCUCUGCUCUCUGAGGGGUGGGCCCACCAGACCUCUGACCCCUUAGUCCCCUGCCCUGCGCGCCAAAUAGAAAGAUGGCUUUUUGUGUAUCUGAAUCAAUUUCAACAGUGUGCCUUUGGGGACAGACACACGUCCAGGACCUCGUCAAGGGACGUCCAGAUGUGGCUCCCGGGUUUCCCUGCGCGGUAACCAUGCGGGCGGUGGCAGGGGGCGGCGCCCAUCUUGGCAGACCCGAGGGCUGGGGGUCCCAGACAACCAGGCUGGAAAGUGGGAGGCAGGCAUCACAGCUCACACUGCACGGUCUGGAAGAACGGGGUCCUGGUGCCCAGGGCCGCUGGCUCCAGUCCCCCCUCCAGUCCUCAGACACCCACAUGCUCCCUGGGUGUAUCAAGCGGGCUUCUCUGGGCCGCCCGCCUCCCCCUUGGGAUCUGACCACCUCCAGGUUUCUCAGCCCCUUUCCUGCCGGGCACCACGCUGCCUUCGAGGCCACAGAGCCAGGCCCGCAGCCGCUCCCUGAGCCUUGGGGACAGCCCAGGCCCCCAGGAGCUGUCGGAUAGAUGUGUGUCUGCACCAAACCCCGACGUGGUGCCUUUCUGUUUACCAGCUACUUCAAUCCCAAAGUUGAAUCUGCAAACACCUUAACUCCCAGCCACUUUGCCUUCUUGCUGUGUUGUGUGGUUUUAUUCUGGUGCUGAUAACUUCGUGUGGUCGUGUUUAAAAGAGUGUGUGCGUGCGUGCGUGCGUGUGUGCACACGUGCAGGCAUGAAUGCCUUCGCUGAAGACACGAUUGCCAUGUUUACCAAUAAAAGUAGUACUUUUUUUUAUUUGCUGCUAUGUGUG
Hyaena hyaena (striped hyena) is the source of this 3650-nucleotide messenger RNA. It is a transcript of the gene CBX2, whose product is annotated as chromobox 2. The coding region runs from base 12 to 1601 and encodes 529 amino acids. The transcript has 5 exons. The record is from RefSeq and is a predicted model, not a curated record. Gene Ontology annotation, biological process: negative regulation of transcription by RNA polymerase II. Lineage: Eukaryota; Metazoa; Chordata; Mammalia; Carnivora; Hyaenidae. Gene Ontology annotation, cellular component: heterochromatin; PRC1 complex.